AGCAGCCUCCUGUCUCCUCGCAGCAGCAGCAGCAGCCCCACAGAGGAGAGAGAGGCGCCCUUGGCGGCUAGGAGCUGCUGGGGGGCAUGUUUUAUUUUGGGCAGGGAAAGGGAAGAGUCCCCGGCAAGGAUGCGCCGCCGGCAGCUCUAGGGAACCCCAGGAGCUGAGAGCAGCCAGAGGCAGCCUCUAACCACUGAGCAGCACUCCCCAGUGUACAGCUUUUCAUGUGCCGCCCUCUGAAGCUGAGAGAGUGUGACUCACCCAAGGUCCCCCCCUUCUGAAGAGAUUUGCCAAGAAAACCUUAUGAUAGGGUCUUAUAGAGUCACCAUAAGUCAAAAACAUCUUGGGGGCAUACAACAACAAAUGUAUGGAAGCAUUUGCAAAGGGUUUGACAGGAUUCUUCUACCAAGCCCCUUCUUUUCUCGAAAACCUUCCUUUACAAGACCCCUUCCCGAAAUCAUGGCACGCUUAAAAUGGGCAGAAAUCAAGAGCCCGAAGGAGGCUACAAAGUUCCUGGGAUGGUUCCUUUUAAAAUGCAGAACUGACAGCUGGAUUUACAGCCUCUGUGACCUUAUAGGCAGCCUUUCAUGGUGAAAUUGUCGCCAAGUGCAUCAUACAGUAGGCAAGAAGGCUGGUGGAAGGAAAUCUGUGCACUGGCACUGGAGGACAAAAUGCUGAUAACUAUAACACCACCCCACGAGCCACCCUCUCUACACCCACAGGCUCCACCUCCUCCUAUUCUACCAAAGCCUGGAAUGGACAAUCUUAAACUACAGAGACUCUUGAAAAAAGCAGCAAAGAAGAAAGCAGUAUUAUCUACACAGCAAACCACAUCAUUCCGGUCUACCUUGUCCCCCGUGAGUGAAGCCAGCCCAGACUUGGAGCACAAUGAACGCUCUUCUCCAUUAAAACCCACUGAAGCUCACAGGCACCUGACCAUCAACCUCCCACCCCGCUUUUCCAUCAAGCCUAUUGUCCAUGUUUCAUCUCCCUUUCCUAAGGCAAAGCCCUUUACAUUCAAAGUCACCGAACAGAGGAGCAUUUCUGAGCAUCUCAAACUCACUCUCUCACCCGCAGUAUCACCAUUUCAGAGACAGAGCACUCCUGAGUCCUCAUGGCCACCCGCAGAACAUCCAUCAGACAUGCACACACAAGUGCCUCCUUCAAGCGCCACACACACUGUAUUUGUUUUCCCUGAACAUCCUGUUUCCCCUAAACCUGUAGUGGAGACCCCAGUGCAAGUUACUCAUGUUGCUGAAACCCAUGCCUAUAUUCAUAGUGUUCAAGAACCAAGGGCUAAAACCUCACUGUUAGAACAGUCACUGGAAGCUCUUAAUAGUGAAGACAAGGCCACAUCAGUUCCUUUGCAGAUCAACUAUUCACAUCCAUCUCCAGGUGACAAGCAAGUUACACACUUUAUAAGCCAAGCCUCUACUCCUAAAGUAGAUGUUACCUCAGCCCCUGAGCCUCCUGCCAGGACAAUGAAAACUGAAAUACUACAUGUUCCCAGACAUCAUACUGGGGAUACAUCCCCAGUUCCUCAGGUCAACAGGCCUGUGACUUUGGAAAGCAGAAGCCUUCAACCACACACUGAAGCCCAGAAACAGCCACGUACCACUGCCCUUCAGAACCACAUCAUGACAGAGGCAGUCAUACUUCCUCCACCAGUUGUCAGCAUACAUGCUCCUUUGCCAGAAGGUAGGCCUGAUAUGCAGACUCUAUCACCACUGUCACAUACUGCUCCUCCGAGUACAACAGACUCCUUACCAAAACCAAAGCCAGCAUUGCCUCCCAGAAACAAGUUUAGUGGCUGGUCUCGUCUCAAGAAGCACUUAAUCGUGGAAUCUGAAGAACCACAGUUUCCCAUCUCAGAAUCUGAAACACCUAGGCCUGAACAGAUGGGAAAAGAAAAGACAAAAGUACAGGAGUCUCAAGCCCACAGCAGUCCAGAGAAGAGCAUAACCAAGUCAAGAGCAGUCAAGAUGUGGGAUGCCAUCUUGUAUCAGAUGACAACCAGCAAGGCAAGGAAACAGCAAGCAGAAGAAAAGGAAAUGAGGAGAGAAGGAACGUUUUCAUUCAAGAGACGUUUACCCCUUCUCCUCCACCGACCACGCUUUGAUGCAAGGAAGCUUAAAGAGCUGGCUUCCAAACCCAUGACAAAGAUCACUACUUUGUUUGAGGUACGCCGAAUCCAACCCAAACCACCUGAAGAAAUCCUGAUAAGUUUUAAUAGGACUGCAUCCGGGUGGCAGAUGAAAGGAAGCAAUGAAUGAAAUCCUCUUUAGAAGGUUGUAUGCUGAGCUAGAAGGAUUUGAAAUAAAAAGCAAAAUUUAUCAAAGUAGAAAUCACUUGCAAAGAAAAAAUAAACAGAAUCAUCCACAGG
Messenger RNA from Sceloporus undulatus (fence lizard), 2383 nucleotides. RefSeq names its product proline-rich protein 33-like. The record is from RefSeq and is a predicted model, not a curated record. NCBI's taxonomy places the organism in Eukaryota, Metazoa, Chordata, Lepidosauria, Squamata, Phrynosomatidae. Bases 588 to 2273 code for a protein of 561 amino acids. The transcript has 3 exons.